Molecule: messenger RNA, 1508 nt
Organism: Dendrobium catenatum
Lineage: Eukaryota; Viridiplantae; Streptophyta; Magnoliopsida; Asparagales; Orchidaceae
Product: protein STRICTOSIDINE SYNTHASE-LIKE 5
Exons: 4
Coding region: 187-1320 (377 amino acids)
Biological process (GO): biosynthetic process
Molecular function (GO): strictosidine synthase activity
Source: RefSeq, a predicted model, not a curated record
AUGGCUAAGCCAAACCACUCCGGUCACAGCGGUCCACGUGGCCGUCUCGCCCUCCGCCUACUCCUCUUAGUCCCGACCCCCCUUCUAGUAGCUUUUCUUCCCCGCCGCCCAACUCGUUGACUUCAAAUAAAACAUACUCUAUCCUUUCUUGUCCUCAAUCCAAUUCCUAUUCCUACUCGCUUACGCAUGGCUAAGCCAAACCAGUCCGCCGGUCGCCGCAGUCCACGUGUCCGUCUCGCCCUCCGCCUACUCCUCUUGAUCCUGACCCCCCUUCUAGUAGCUUUUCUUCUCGCCGCCCAACUUGGUGACUUCGAUCCAGUGCCCUUUCCGGCAGGCUUCGACUCACCGGAGAUCGCGGCAGUUUACAAAAAUCACCGGGCGGUGCUCGGAAAAGAGAGCGAACGCUUAGGCGAUGGCCUGUUGCCGGGGCCCGAGGAUUUGGCCUAUGAUGCGAAAGAGGGGUUUAUUUACACCGGUUGCAAUGAUGGGUGGAUCAGGAGAUUCCGGCCGGCGGAAAAGGGCGUUGAAGACUGGGCUUACGUCGGCGGACGGCCGCUUGGUGUUGCUCUCUCGCCAGAUGGAAGCAUUGUGGUUGCCGAAGCUUACAAGGGACUCUUGAAAGUGAAUGAAGAUGGGGAAGUAAACUUGCUAACAGAUGAGGCUGAAGGUCUAAAAUUUAAAUUGACAGACGGCGUUGAUGUUUCAUCGGACGGCUUGAUUUACUUCACUGACGCAUCACAUAAGUAUGACAUAGAGGACCAUGUUUUGGAAUUUCUUGAAGGAAGGCCUAAUGGACGGUUGAUUAGCUUUGAUCCAUCAAAUAAUCAAACAGCAGUGCUUGCACGUGAUCUCUAUUUUGCUAAUGGUGUAGCUGUUUCUCCUGACCAACUCUCUCUCAUCUUCUGUGAAUCCUCUCUGAGAAGAUGCAGUAGAUAUUUCAUUAAAGGUGAGAAGAAAGGGGAAAUUGACAAGUUUGUUGAGAACUUACCAGGAUAUCCAGAUAACAUUAAAUAUGAUGGAGAAGGUCAAUAUUGGAUUGGGUUAAGUGGGGGAAGGUCCAAGUUAUGGGAUCUGAUAUUGAAAUAUCCCCUACUUAGAAAAUUUUUGAUGAUUCUUUCUAAGCUGAUGAGUCUUCCCCCACCUAAGGAAGGUGGUGUGUUAAGUGUAAAUUUGGAAGGAAGACUAAAAGCUCUUUAUUCAGAUCGAGAUUUGCCCUCCGUCACAUGUGGACUAAAAGUGGGGAAGCAUCUCUAUCUAGGCUCGAUUUCUAAAGGCUAUAUUCUCAGGAUUGACCUGCUCAAAUUUGAAGCAGAUAUAUGAUCAUGUGGAAAAUAAAAAUUUGGCUGUGAGUAUUCUGAAUUGAGUUUCUUUCAAAAAUAUAAGAUUACUGGUUUUGAACUGCAAGAUAGUUAUGUUUAUUUUACACAAUAAUUGUUAAGUAAAGUUUAACUCUGGAUCUUAGUUUUAUCCCUUAAUGAAUGUGCUGGGUGUAUGUUAUCAUUGUUACU